Camelus dromedarius (Arabian camel) is the source of this 1489-nucleotide messenger RNA. RefSeq lists its product as uncharacterized. NCBI's taxonomy places the organism in Eukaryota, Metazoa, Chordata, Mammalia, Artiodactyla, Camelidae. The transcript has 10 exons. The coding region runs from base 162 to 971 and encodes 269 amino acids. The record is from RefSeq and is a predicted model, not a curated record.
CCCCUCAGCCUAAUCACUGUAGGUGAGUUCCAACACCACCCAGGCCCCCAGGGUGGCCGUGGAGGGAGAGCAAGCCUGGCAGGUGACCCAGGGGUCCCACUGCUGUGCCCCUCCCUUAUCUUUGUUCCCUUUCACCCCGGAAGGUGUGAUUGUCUCAUGUCAUGGUGACAAGCCAUCUCUCUUCUCUGUCAGGUGGGAUCCCCACCCCUGCUCAGCCUUCUUUCUGCAUGGAUGCUGAAGGACCAGGCUCACUUGAAGUUCUGAGUUUGAGCAGUAAGAAAAGGCUGACCAGCCUCUGGUUCCCGUACCGGUCAACUGAUUGGAGUACGUUUCCAGUUUGGAAACAUCUGGGCAGGCCCAGAUUGAACAGGAUCCAGGGGGAAGUACCAAGCCUGUCCCAUCGGCCAUCCUGUGUGUCAUGUCCUGUGACCCAGUGGAUGCUCAGCACCCUCCAGCUGAAGAAACAGAUUGCCUUAGGUACAUCAAAGGUGAGGACACCUACUAUCCCCAUGGAGCCCAGGUGGGGCUGCGAGUCUGCUGUUUGUACAGCCGGUGGGCUCGUGUUGCUUUGGGCAUCCCUGUGCCUGAAUUCCUGCAGUACACUCGGUGUGCAUUCCAUGGUGCAUCCUCGCCUAGAAUUGAGUGGAAGCAAGUCCAUCUCAGAAGCGACAUACCUGAAGAGAAAUGGCUUUCCAGACUCUGAAGGGCAGAGAAAGCACCAGCCUGGUUUAGAGAAAGAGAACAGCAUCUCUGAGCCCGUCCUGGGUGACCUCACAGAGAUCACCCUAGUGGCCCAGGCUAGAGACCGGGAACAUGUACCUUCCUGCAGCCAACCCCAGACGUCCACUGAUGCCUCAUAUACUGGCAAAGAUCCUGGCCUGGGGGGGCGAUGGCCGCCGGAGAUUCGCCAGAUGUUGGACUCCAGGGGCGGCUUCUGCUGCCGUAGAGGCGGGACGCCGGUCUCCAGGUGACAUUUUAGGUUAUUGCGUCCCAGAUUGCUGGCACACUCAUCCCUGUUCUCAAACAUCUUUUAAACUUGGGUGAAGUGAUAAGUUGGGGAAGAAGAUGAUUUACUGAAAGUCUCCCGAGAAGAGAUUCAGACUGAACAGCUUUGUGUCGGACUUUGGAAGACCGCUGGUGCCCAAGGGGUUCUCUGGCAGCACAAUGACGAAUCUAGGUCACUCUUUCACUGCUACGUCAAUGAAGUGGACCGCUUGGACAAGGCCAAAGCUGGUAUCCCAACCAUAGCCCUUGACAGUGAUGUUCGGCUCCAGGAAGCCAUCAGAUGCAGCAGGUGGCCAGAGGAGGAGCCGAACGGGCUCAUGAAAUGUGACACCCCCAGCUUCAUCAACACGGACAAGAACUCUUCCUUUGGGGAAGAUGAUCUCCUGAUUUUGGAACCACCUAUUGUUCUAGAAAAUAAGCCAGUUGCCCAGACCUCACACAAAGACUUGAAUUGGAAAUGUGCUUUGUCAAGUGUUUCUCUGAA